AUGGAAGACUCAAAUGAUGCACUAAAAACAGAUGCUUUCGAUGUCGCAAUCUCAACAAGAUUAAAAAAAUUAUUAGAGAGAUUACUUAAUACUUUAUUUGAAACCUUUUACACAAUUUAUAAAAGUUCGAGUUCAAAUAUAAGAGCUGAAGGCUCAAAGAAUAAAUUUUACAUUCACCUCGCUCGUAUGAUCCUUUUGACUUUGCAAUUACUUUCAUUGAUAUUUCCACCGACACUGCCUUCGUGAGAAAGCUAUCAUUGAUUUUCUAGCCUUAUUUCAUAUACUAUGCUUUUUACAUAAAAAUGGGUUUUAUUUUGGAGAGGAUGCGUUAUGUAAUUUAUAGAAAAAUAGGAAAAAAAGUAAAGAAAUCAGGAUUUUAUAUAAAAAAAGCUAUAGAUUUGAUUACUUAUUUAUGACACUCAGUAUCGGAGUUAUAUUUUUAUACAUUGCUGCAGGAGCAGUUGUAGUGCCCUGCCUCUUUUUAGCCUACCUCUACAUUAAGCUCUACCACAAAAAACCAGUGAAGCCUACAAAUUACCGCAUUACCUUAAGUCUGGGCUUAAAAUUUACAAGGGUUUACGCUUAUUUGCCCUUUUUAUGUGUUUUUUUUGCUACAUUUAAACUGUGGCUUUUGCCUGAGAAUACACUUUUUGAGUAUGACGAUGCUGAUACCAGCUUAAUCCACGCCCAAUAUUAUGGAGAAUUUACCUUGGUAUUAAUAGUGCUAUUAGUGGCUCUUUGCUUAUUCCAAGUAAUGUUUUUAUAUGACCAAUACAUAAGUAAAGCAAAAUAUGAUAUAGGAACUAGAGCACACAGUAAAUUAGAGGUUUUUCAGGUUUUGUCAAUACUUGUAAUAGCUGGGAACCAUUUUUGGAUACAUGAAAAUUACCCUGUUGCACAUUUUUUUAUUACCUUGGUGCUGGCUUCUGCUUUGUCUGUGGGGUAUGUGUAUUAUUUGCCUUAUUUUAAUGUUUUUUUGAAUUUUACGCACUCUGCAGCUUAUUUAACGUUGUCGUGGGGCGCUUUUGCACAGAUUUGGUCUUAUGCGCUUGAUAAUGGGACGAUGGGGUUUGGGCUGAUUGUAAUAGUGACGCCUUGUCUUUAUCUUUUAUUAUGAGAAAUUGUAAAAAGAAGGGUUAAACUUAUAGACAAGAGUUAUAUAAAUUUGGAAUCAUAUGGGAGUCUCUGGCUUUAUGAGCUUCCUACAAGACUUCUGGUGCAGGAAUACUUAAAUAUCUAUAAAAAAGAGCCAGAGCAAGCUUUAAUGAUAAAAGAAGACAUAAAUAGCUUGUUUAGAGGUAUGGCCAAAAAUUAUUCAAAUAAAAAAUAUGUAGGCUUAUGAGAGUUUGCGUUUACAUAUAGUAUGCAAUAACAUAUUUCUUUUCAUAAAUUAAUGGUUUUUUAGCUAAAAUAAGAAUAUAAACCACCGAUAGGCGAGAGUAUUAUUUAAUUUAAUAUAGAAUAUAUUAAAACAAGACAAUUUGGCAAGAAUUAAACUCAGCCAAUGCCGCCGUGCUGCUUUUGAAUUAGAAGGCUCAUUUCACCAGUAUAAAUACUCAAAAGAAAUAGAGCUUGCAUUUCAUGCAUAUCAUGAAGAAGUUGAUUUUUUAAAAUUUCGUACGAUGUACGAAAAAGCUUUAAAAUUUGAUGAAAAAUGCUGUGAUGCCCAGUUGCAAUUUUGAACUGAGUUGGCAUGUGAAGACCUUCAGAUAGAAAAACUUGAAGAUCUUGGGUAUAAAUUAGAAAAAGUCGUAAAAAAAUCAAGGAAACUUUCUAAAUUGCUUAUACCUUAUAUUUAUAAUUUUACUAGAGAAUCUCUCUUUAUUUUAAAUAAUGAUAUUUAAUUAUCAUAAGAAUAUUAAGAAAUAUCCAUCAAAUCAGCUAGCUCUAAAGCUAUUUGGGUCCUUUCUUUUAGAAGUAUAUAAUGACUCGAAUAAAGGAAAUGAGCUAGUUAGUCGUGCAGAGCACGAGAAACAACAAUUUGAAAAGAAAAUGCAAACUCUUGGCGAGAAAUUUAAUUAUUUUGAUAACAAUAAUGGAAUCUUGAUAGUCUCUGGAAAUCCUGAAAAUUUUGGAAACAUUGAAAGUAUGAAUCAUAUUGCUAGCAGGCUUCAGUAUUUUCCAUAAUUUUUGCCUAAAAUCCACAAGAUAAAUUUAAUAGUAAUUGUCUUAUAAUAGCUAGCAAUACUCUAGCUAUUCCUAUCAGGUUCGGCUUAAGCAUGAAUAUAAGUGUUUUUGUUCCACCCCCGAUGAAUGUCGCUUCAAUCCAUAAUAAAGCUAUGCAAAAUUUUAUUUUGCAAUGCAAAACCACUGAAGUUGGGCUUCCUUUUAGCUCUUUUUUUAUUGAUUAUAGUAGUUUUAUAGUAGAAGUCUUUUUGCAGGUCAGAUGUGUUGCGCUGGAUAGCUAUCCGUUCUUUAUUGCUGCAUUUAAAAAGAAUACUAAGGAUAGAGAAGUUAUAUUAUUCGAUGUAGAAGGCUUUAUAAUUUCGUCUACAAGAGGAUUUGCUAUUUUGACUGGGUAUUCGGACCAGCCAAUGAAUUUAAAAGGGGUUUAUGCAGAAAUGGUGCUGCCUACCUUUAAUAAACUGAGAAAAACUUAUAUAAGGGAAUAAAUUGAUUUUUUGUGAAGAAUUAAAAUAAAAAUGCUAUUCUUAUAAGAUUACUAUGGGUGGGCUAAAUAAAGCACACUAUACUUUUUUAACCUCCUCCCAAAACCUGGAAAAAUGACUGUAAUUUUCAAAAAUGGUUUUUUGGUAUGAAAAAAGUACAAACGGUGGUUUUGAAGUUGUCCAAAGGAUGAAAAAAGUAAAUGGUGUAUAAGCAGCAAAAACAGAGGGAAAAUACACAUAUAAAAAUCUGUAUUCUAUCAAGAUUAAGCAAAUUUAAGCAGAGAAAGCUCAAGAUGGAAUUUUAUAAUAGACAGCAUAUAUUGCAUACUAACAAAUAAAAACAAUAUCGCUUAAAUGAAUGAAAGAGCAACAUGAUACACAGUCAUAAAUUUUUGUCUUUCAAAAUAAUCGGAAAACGCUGUAAAAGAAUUUGCACUAUCAGAAAUUUUAUUGGUACUUUUUAACUAUAUGAACAAAUCGUUCACUUUUUGAUGCAUUUUCACUAAUUUAUUUCAUAAUCAACUUUCUUAUAUUUAUUUAUAACUUCGGAUCCUUUAUUGAAUAUAUAUGUGUUUAACUUUCUAACAGAGAAUUGUCUGUGAUUAUAUCUGCCUUUUAUAUUCAACUAAUCUGCGUCACUUUCAUCAUUAUUUUACAGUGUUUUCCUAUUAUUUUGAAAGGCAAAAAUUUAUGAUUGUGUACGUCGCUCUUACAUUUAUUAGGCGACAUUGUUUUUAUUUGGUAUUAUGCAAUAUAUGCUGUCUAUUAUACAAUCCCAUCCUCAGCUUUCUCUGCUUAAAUUUGUCUAGUUUUGAUAGAAUAUAGAUUUUUAUAUGUACUUUUUUCCUCUCUUUUUGCUGUUUUAAAAACACCCUUGGAAAACUUCAAAAUCACCGUUUUGCACUUUUCAUGCCAAAAAAACCAUUUUUGAAAAAUACAGUCAUUUUUAUAGGUUUUGGGAGGAGGUUAAAAAAAUACAGUGCACUUUAUUUAACCUCAGCCGAUUAUUAUGCUCUAAACUAAUUUUUUCUUAAAAAAUUCAAUCUAGUACACUAUAAACCUGAACAAGUCAUAGACUACGUCUUAGCAGGGACUGUCAAUAAAAUUUUUUUAAAAUUUCACAAUCAUGUUGCUGGUUCUGUAACAUUUAGCCUUCUAUUAGCAACUGGAAAUGAAGAAGAAAAAGAAUCCUGACUUAGUUCCAUGCCAGAAGUAACCGGUUUUGACGAACUAAUAGGCCAAGAAAUCCCAGCAGCUAAAGAAUAUACCGCCCCCACCUAUGAAAAAAAGGGAAUUUUAAAGCCACCUCGUAUGAAAUCCAAUAAAGACUGCAACGUAAAAUUUGAUUUAAAUCCUCAAGUGUCUUAUAUCAAUGAAACUGACUUUAAACCAGGCAAAAAAAUAAUCGGAAAAGAAAAAGACGCUACCUCCAUACAAAAACCAAAAGUAGAGCUCGAAGAAAUUCAUGAUGAAGAAGAAGAGGAUAAGGAAAAUACGGAUAAACCAGACCUUGUGCAGAAUUCUGCACCUGUAAUAUCAAAUUCUAAGCUGAUUGACUUAAAGGACCUUGAUUUAAUUGCUCCAGAGUCUUAUGAGGAUCCUAAUAACCUAUUAAAUAUUUUUUAAUUAAAAAAUUUUCUAAUUUAAAUUUAAAAUGCCUAGUUACCUCCCAAAAUUGCUAUAAAAAUAAAAAAAAAAUUAAAAAAAAUCAAUAUAAAGUAGCAUAAGUUCUGCUUCAGGCAUUUCAGGGAUUUCAGGCGAAAUCAUAAAUAUCCAGCAAGAACCUCGCAAGGGCACAUCAAUCGCAAGUUCUUCUAAUAGCUCAAACGCCAGCUUUACCUCAAGCGCUGUCGCCCAAAUCCUCCUCACAGGCGUCAAUAGGUCUAUGUUCCGUUUCAAAGUGUCUUUUUUUAUCACCACAGUUGUGGUAAACAUGGCUAUUUUAUCAAUGGUUAUCUACAUGUCAGUUGUCGCUGGGCAGUUUCAGGAAAAAGUUGUGGUAAAAGACGUCACCCAAAGAAGAAUUUUGAACUCCUAUCUUGCCCUUGAGGGUAGAAAUUUGUAUCUUUCUGCUGUAAAUUAUGAAAUUUCUGACACUUAUGAGACUAUUUCAAAUAAUAUGAAAGCAGAUGUGGAAAGUUAUGCUGAUAUUGUCAAUAGAGCGAGCAAAAGGCUGAAAACUUGGCCGAAAGGGAAAUAUAGGGAUAUGUAUUAUAAUAGUGAAUUUAUGCGCUUUAAACUAAACGAUGAUAUACUAAUUGCCCAUAACUGCGAGAUGUCUUUAUCUAAUAUUUUAUUGAUAAGCUAUUUAUUAUAAAAAGAUAUAUUAUUGUUGCAGAAACUGAUAACCUAAUGGACCUAAUGCGGAACAUGAUAGAAGAAGGUAACAUUUUAUCUGCAACAGAUGCUAGUAACAUAGACAACCAAAACCCUUCAUUUUUUUAUUUAUUAAGAAAUGGACAUUCAGAAACUCUAACUCCCCCCCUCCGAGUGAACAAAAAAAUUUUGUUCACUCACAGAGGGGGGUUAAUUUUUUUUUCGAAAUUUAAAAAAAUCUCACUUCUAUAAAAAUUGGAAAGCAAAUAUUAAUUUAAUUUGUAAAAAUUUAUGUUUUUUUAAACGCAAUUUGUUUAAAAUUAAACAGAAUUAGCUCAAGAUUUCAUUAUACUAAUUAUCACUUAUAUAUCAAAAAUUUUUGUUCACUCACAGAGGGUGGGGUUUUUUGGCAAAAAAUAGGGAUUUUUCUAAUGGUUUUGCUCACUCACGGAGGGGGGAGUAAGUGCUUUGAAUGAGUCUAUAUAUGUUUUAAAAUCUGAAGAGCGCUCAAUGCUGACUUCAGUUUUAAACAUUGUCCUCAUUUUAGCUGUAUUUGCAAUAUACUAUUCUUCAUUAAUUUUACCUCCUAAAUAACUUUUUUAUUAAAUCAGCCUUUUUUAGCUAGGAAAGUAUAUGUCUGCUUAUUAUUUGUCUAAUAGUUGUGCUUAUUCCUACACUUCUUUCUGUAGAAUACUCAAACCAAACUGUAUGAAGCCUUUUUAUUAAUUUACCUCUUGAGUUGAUUCAAGAAAUGCGUUCACGAUGUGAAGAACGAUUAGAGCAGACACAUGGCUGUGAGCCGCAGCUUCUUACGAAUAUUAGAGUUUUUAAAAGUCUUGCAUCUCGUGAAAAAGUUAAAGCUAAGGCUAAGUGACCUCGAAUUAUUUGCAAGAUGUCGAUUUAUGAUAUUUUAAGCCAUUUUUCCAUUAUUUAUAUCAUAAAAUAGCCUUAUUUCUAUAUAAAUAGUGCUUAAAAUAUCAAAAUAAUAGGCAAAGUUAAUCCAAUACCGAUAUUACGCUUCUUCCUUUUUAUUUUUUAUUUUAUUUUAUUUCAAAGGAUUUUUGGUAUACGAUAAUUUACUAUAUACAAAGCCAAUAGUAGUAGACUGGGCAGGACAGCGAGUUUUAGCUGUCAAUAUGGUCUUUUUUUGGCUUCAAGAAAUAAAGCACCAUAACCAGACGUGAAGCUAUUAUAACGUCAUCCCUUAUAUGAGGUCCGCGAUUUCUUUAGAAUGCGAGCUUGACAAAGCAAUAGAGAAUUUACGCUGGGCUGAAUAUUAUUUACUAUACGGAAGUGUCGCGUAUUUAGGAAAAAGUCAGUCUCAUAAAGACCUGCUACUUGAUAAAGGCUGCGAUAUAGCAGAAUGCGGAUUUUUAGAAAGAGGACUUCAUUCAGGGAUCGAGGACUAUAUAGAAGAUGUAUCAUAUGCAAGAGAUUUGAUAUUAAGUGGCCAAGAUGUCUCAAUAGAAGAUAUAAGAGCUCAAAUGAAGGCGCUACUGCAAUUGAGUACGGAGCUAAGGGAUAAGUAUAUAUCAGAUAUUGGGUCAAUUUUGGAUGAUACAACUUUAUUGAUUAUUGGGCUGACGGUCGCGUAUAUAGUUUUUGUUCUGUUUUUGUAUUUUUUUGUAUAUAUUCCAGGCUUGAACGUAAUUCAGAGAGAAAUCACUUCUAUAUGGACUUUAGGAAGGCUGAUUCCGAUUGCCCAUAGAGCUAAAAUCUUAAGGACUUUGAAAAAUAAUAAGCUACUAAAUAAAGCUGAGAAGGAUGAAUAA
Blepharisma stoltei is the source of this 6697-nucleotide messenger RNA. The record is from the annotation of a GenBank genome assembly. Lineage: Eukaryota; Ciliophora; Heterotrichea; Heterotrichida; Blepharismidae.